AUUGUGACCAAUGCUCAGUUUACUGCAGUACCGAAGCAAUCCAGCAGGAGCGCUGUCCGUCAAGUAUUUAACAUAGAAGAAGAAAAGCGAUACGUCAUGGCGGCUGACAGUUUACGAUGAUUUAACGAAAACAGUAAAGACUCGUGCAAGUUGGAUUUAAAGCGUUUAAACCGGACGCAGGAAUAAUAAAACUCCACCGACAAAAUGCUAAUAACUUUGAAGACCUUACAGCAGCAGACUUUCAAAAUCGACAUCGAUGAAGAGGAGACGGUGAGGACAUUGAAAGAGAGGAUUGAGCAGGAAAAGGGGAAGGAAAUCUUUUCAGUUGCCGGACAGAAACUGAUUUAUGCUGGAAAAAUCCUCAGCGAUGACUCACCGCUCAAAGAAUACAAAAUCGACGAGAAGAACUUUGUGGUCGUCAUGGUGACAAAGCCUAAAAAAGCCCCCGCUGCCUCACAGCGUUCAACAGCAGUGCCUGCUCCCAGCACUACAGCUCCAGCUGCACAGUCUGAUUCAUCAUCCACUUCAGACAAACCAGCAGAGCAAUCUUCUACAGACGACAAACCAGAGGAGAGCCAGCCUUCAACAACUGAAGCAUCUUCCACUUCUGUCGGACGCUCUGGAGAUUCAACAAACUUAAUCAGUGAAGCAGUUUCAAAUCUAGGCUCUCCUCACAUCAUGCUCGGAGAUGACGAGCACGUUUCCGGUGCUGCCAGUAUCACUCCUGCCAGCAACUGUUACACUGCUGCUGACUCACAGUUGGAGAUCAGCAGCCACCAAGAGCAGUUCAUUCAGAUGUUAAAUGAACCCGUCCCAGAGCCAGUGCCAGGAGGUGGCAGCAGUGGAGGAGGAGGAGGAGGAGUAGGAGGAGGUGGCGGCGGCGGCGGCGGCGGAAAUCAAAUGAACUAUAUCCAGGUCACACCACAGGAGAAGGAGGCCAUUGAGAGGCUAAAAGCCUUAGGAUUUCCAGAGGGACUUGUUAUACAAGCCUACUUUGCUUGUGAGAAGAAUGAGAACUUGGCUGCCAACUUCCUUUUACAACAGAACUUUGAUGAGGAUUAAACAAGCCAUCUUCAUACCACUUUCUCUAUGUUUUGAUUGCAGAUUUUUUUGAUAAAUGUGCACAAUAAGCCUUUUAGUUUCCAAAAAAACUAUUUUAUUCACCACUUCCACGUUCUACUUUCUUUGUAACACUGGAUCUUUAUCAGCUGGUGGCUGCUGUACGAGGGGAGGAUUUUGUUUGUUAUUGGUUAAAAAUGAAGUAAAAAUUAAAUUACAAUAAUUUUGCAUCAGAAAUAAUCUGUUUAUUAUUUGUUAUACUUAAGACCAGUAUGUUUUAUGUUAAGUUUUUUUUCUGUUAUGUGAGAUGAGUUCUGGGUUCAUCUGAAAGGUUCUGACAGUAUUCAUGCACUCUUAUUUGAUUUUUGGAGUUGACUUAAAAUGGAGAUUUGAAAAAUUAAAGUGUUCAACACAAGCAA
Pundamilia nyererei is the source of this 1478-nucleotide messenger RNA. RefSeq names its product RAD23 homolog B, nucleotide excision repair protein (gene rad23b). Gene Ontology annotation, biological process: proteasome-mediated ubiquitin-dependent protein catabolic process; nucleotide-excision repair. Gene Ontology annotation, cellular component: nucleoplasm; cytosol. The coding region runs from base 205 to 1062 and encodes 285 amino acids. Gene Ontology annotation, molecular function: ubiquitin binding; polyubiquitin modification-dependent protein binding; proteasome binding. Lineage: Eukaryota; Metazoa; Chordata; Actinopteri; Cichliformes; Cichlidae. The record is from RefSeq and is a predicted model, not a curated record. The transcript has 8 exons.